Molecule: messenger RNA, 3438 nt
Organism: Cadophora gregata
Lineage: Eukaryota; Fungi; Ascomycota; Leotiomycetes; Helotiales; Ploettnerulaceae
Exons: 5
Coding region: 954-2615 (553 amino acids)
Biological process (GO): protein insertion into mitochondrial outer membrane
Cellular component (GO): SAM complex; outer membrane
Source: RefSeq, a predicted model, not a curated record
CUCAAAUCCGGCGCCUGAUUCCCCGUCGCAAUAUCCACCCGGUUCUCACGCAUCCACUUCCAAUUCUCCGCAUCCAGCUCCGGCCACUCGCUAGCAAACUUCGCGCCUCCAUCCCCGGCCUUGAUAUUCCCCUUCUGUCCAGCCUUGCCAGUGAUAUCCUUGUGUGUUCCCCCACCCGUCGAGUUCCACCAGCGGGAGCGCUGCGCUGCCCACCGACGCUCGGCUUCGGUACCGCCAACGCUGCCGGUUGUCAUCUCCUCGCUGGUCAUGAAUGAUAAGAGCCCGAUCAGGAUCGUGCUUACUUCCCAGGCGGGGUUGAAGGAUUUGGGGUGGAAGUCGGAGAUCGAGAGGCAGAGGCGCGUGGAGGGUUGGAAGCGUCCGGAGGGGGUGUGCAUUCGGAUGGCGGGGGGUGCGAAGGGGUAGUUGGUGGGGAAGAUGAGGGUUCCCCAGUAUUGGCCGUUGUGGUAGGGUGUGUCUGGUGGGCCGGUGAGGAUGUAAUGCCAUCUGAGGAGGAAAGGGAUUAGUAUGUGAAGGCUUGAUGGAGGGGAGGAGGGGAGUGAAGAGGGGAUGUACUCAAGAAUGUUUGAUUCCGAGGGGUGAGCGACGAUGAAUGGUGGGGGAUUGGCAGAUAUGGUUUUGUAUUCCCGGGUUAACUAGUCAAUCAAUUAGUAUUCUGUGCCACUAUUCGCAUAUUUGGAAGUCCUUACCCGGUUGUUGGCUGCUCGACUGGCCAUCUCCGUUUGUAGCCCAAGGCUGAAGAUCUGGAAAUGCGGGAAGAGAGGAGUUUAUUAUUUAGAUGUUGAAGGUUUCUAUGCGUGUAGAUGUAUCCAGUAUGUAGUCGAGAUGUUUCUUGUCGAAGGAAUUGGAAUUGUUGAAUUGUAGUUUUGAUGGAGGUCGAAGUUGUCGUGUGCUGUUUGUGUGGUUGUCUGUUCUUUCUUUGCUUGUGACGUUCAAUGCGAUGCGGCCGCCGGCCAGUUCGUUUCCCAAGGCUGAGAUCACGUGUGCUCGGGUUCUUCAGCCGAGCUGCCCUCGGGACAAAACAAAACAAACACCACGUCAAUUCGGAAGUCAAUACUGACAAGAUGGCCAAUCCUGCGGACUCGGGAGACGAUCUCUUCGAGAGUCUCCGAAAACAGGAUCCCAAGGCAGAGGAGAAAGCCAGACUGGUGGCAGAGAGAGAAGCUGCCCAGAAUGCAAAGGCACAGCAGAGAUUGAUGGAGUUGAUUGCCAGCAAUUCCUCACUCCCAGUCACUGUCUCCUCCAUCCGAGUCAUUGGGUUGAAUCAUACCCGCCGCUCGUUCCUCGACCGAAUCUUUGAUCCGCUACUCAGCGCGAAUAGAGAUGCUCCAUAUACAUUAGCUGAAGCUCUACAAGAAGUUGGGACAGCGGCAGACAAGCUACGACGAUUUGAAAUCUUCCACCCAUCCCUACACACCUUUAUCGAUCGCCCCUCGCCCAUCGAUCCGUCAAGUACACCUACAGAUAUCGACAUAUACCUCAAGGCUGAAGAGCGGAGUAGGAUAACUCUCAAGACAGGCACGGAUCUUGGAAAUGUGGAGGGCUCAGCAUAUGGAAACCUCACAUGGAGGAAUAUCUUCGGCGGCGCAGAGUCUCUCAACCUCAACGCCUCAGCUGGAACACGAACUCGGUCCGCGUACCAAGCCAUAUUCGAGACCCCCUUCCUCAGCGACCCAGACAAGAGAUUCACAAUCGAUGCCCUUCAGAGCAGCACGUUAAAGCCAUGGUGUAGUCACGAGGAAGCCCUGAAAGGCAUGGGCUUGAAAUACAGCUGGGCUACAGAAUCCGGAACAAGACAUCAAGUAGGCUAUACAGGCGUCUGGCGCCAAAUCACUGGUCUGGCAGCAAAUGCUAGCCCUACGGUGCGCCAUGACGCAGGAGAUAGCGUCAAGAGCAGCAUAUCUCACACCUGGCUGUCCGACCAACGCAACCACCCCUUCCUCCCCACCAAAGGCUACCUCCUCAAAACUGUGUCUGAAAUAGCUGGCUGGGGCCCCCUCCAAGGCGACAUCGCUUUCUGGAAGUCAGAGCUCGAAACUUCCGCCGCACUCGCUGUACCUAUUCCAGGAAUCAAAGGCGACAGCGGCGUCUCCCUCACAGGCGGCUUCAGAGCAGGCAUGCUGUAUCCUCUCCCCGUCGGAUUCGGAUCCACUUCCCAACCCAGCAGAAUUAACGACCGUUUUCAACUCGGCGGCCCAACUGAUGUCCGCGGGUUCAAGAUCUCUGGCCUCGGCCCGAGAGACGGCCCUGAUGCGGUCGGAGGCGAUAUUUACGCUGCUGGGUCCGCUAAUCUCCUCGUCCCAUUCCCGAGAGUGGGCAAGGACUCACCGUUACGAUUGCAAUUCUUUGCAAAUGCGGGCCGGUUGCUGGCGUUGAGGGAAUCGGGCGAUCAGGGGAGCAAGAGUACGCAGAAGAGCGUGUAUGGGACUGCGGCGCAGCUGUUCGAUGGGGCACCGAGUCUGGCGGCUGGUGUCGGGGUUGUGUAUGCGCAUCCUGUGGCGAGGUUCGAGAUGAAUUUUAGCUUGCCGUUGAUUUUGAGGAGGGGCGAGGAAGGGAGGAAGGGCUUGCAGUUUGGGGUUGGGAUUAAUUUCCUAUGACUUGGUGGCGGGGAUUGGAUCGGAUGGAGAACAUGUACAUAUGUAAGUUUAGAGCAGCUGUACUAUACCUGUGUGUGCCAGAUGAGAUGAUAAGACCCAACUUCAGAUCCAAACUCCCCGCUCAGCUUGCCUGCACUCGAAUAUCCAGGUAAUCCAUCAAGGUAGCUGGUCCACCAUUCCUUGUCGCCGAAUCAUCUUCCUUUGUCCUGAUGUACUGCCGCACCCGCGAUUUCGAGCCAAGUCAUUCGUCAUUUUAGCCUCAUGUAGCUCACAAGGUCCUCUUGACACACCUCCCAAUCUCUAAGAUAUAUAUCUCCCUCUCUCCCUCCCUCUCUAACACCUCGUCUCUUCACCUGCUCUUCUCCUUAGAAGCUCGCUAGUGUACUCCAACCACCGCCAACCCUCCUCCCUUUUCUUUCAAAUCUCCACCUCAUUCACUUACAGUCUUGAACCUUUUGGUCUUCGGACCCCGGACCCAAACCAAGAGAAGAGUAUAAAAGCAUCACGCAGCAUCGCAUGGCAUAGAGAUACGCCAAACAUCACGUGUGGAAUGAUAUCAAAGGACGAGGGUUCGGUUUGGAACGACUGGGCGCGUGAUGCUAUCUCUUCGAUAUUCCUCCCAUUACUCCUGCGAGAGGAUUAUGAGCGGUCAUUGAUGACUACUAGGGAUUCGCAAGUUUUCAGACUUCCCACGAUGGCACACUGAACAACAUACCACCUCCAGAUCCAGACAAUCCGACCUUCCUAGAGAAGAAAUCCCGAUUACGCACCCAAGAACUAUACUGCUAUGCUAUAAAAAGCUGGGGAAACGAAUCUAGAACUC